Messenger RNA from Serinus canaria (Common canary), 1155 nucleotides. Its product is annotated as serine/threonine-protein kinase pim-1-like. The record is from RefSeq and is a predicted model, not a curated record. The annotation marks the transcript as partial. Gene Ontology annotation, cellular component: cytoplasm. The transcript has 5 exons. Gene Ontology annotation, biological process: protein autophosphorylation. Gene Ontology annotation, molecular function: ATP binding; protein serine/threonine kinase activity. Lineage: Eukaryota; Metazoa; Chordata; Aves; Passeriformes; Fringillidae.
AUGCCACGUCCCGCAAGGUGCCCCUCGGCGGGGCCGCCCCGUGCCCGCCCCUGCCCGGCCCGCCGUGGUUCCGCCUCCGCCGGGCUCUCUCCGUACUGGCUGUGGCGCCGCUGGAAGAGCCGCUCGCUCUGGUGCUGGCGGAGCAGCGCGGUCUUUUGGCUCCGCCUGGUGCGGGCUCUGGCCCAGCCGCAGGCGAGGCCCCGGCCCCAAAAGAAGCCCCUGCGGCGGUUCUGCCCGCAGCCGCCCCGCUGCCGCUCAGCUCCCGCCCUGUGGCCGACAGCGUCGCCAGCAGCUUCCCCGCUCCGAGCUCCGCCUCUCGCCAGCUCGGCCGCCGGCCCCGAGCCGCCGCAGCCCGGGGCGGCUGGGCAAGCAGCAGCGCGCCGGGCGGGCGGGUGCCCCGGGCAGAAGAGCGGGAGCGCGGUGCCGCCCGCACGGGCGGAGAAGCCUCCCCUAGAGCAGCUCUACCGGGAGGGUCCGCUGCUGGGCAGCGGCGGCUUCGGCAGCGUUUACUCCGGGACCCGGCUCGCCGACGGCGCCCCGGUGGCCAUCAAGCGAGUGUCCCGGGACCGCAUCUCGGAGUGGGCGCGGCUGCAGAACGGCGCCCUUGUGCCCCUGGAGCUGGCGCUGCUGUGGAUGGUGUCGCGGCCUGGCUCCCGCGGCGUCGUGCGGCUCCUGGACUGGUUCGAGGUGCCCGAGGGCUUCGCGCUGGUCAUGGAGCGUCCGGAGCGCUGUCAGGACCUCUGGUACUUCCUGGACGAGCGGCGGUUCCUGACGGAGCCCGUGGCGCGGGGGCUGUUCCGCCAGGUGCUGGAGGCCGUGCGGCACUGCAGCAGCUGCGGCGUCCUGCACCGCGACAUCAAGGCCGAGAACGUCCUCGUGGACCUGGCUACGGGCGAGGCGAAGCUCAUUGACUUCGGGUGUGGCACGAUCCUCCAGGACACAUUCUACACCCAGAUGUCAGGAACGCCGGAGUACAGCCCACCGGAAUGGAUCCUCUUUGGCUGCUACCAUGGCCAGCCAGCCACCAUCUGGUCUCUGGGCAUCCUGCUCUAUGAGCUGGUCUGUGGGCACCUUCCUUUCCACACCAAGGAGGACAUUGUCCGGGGCCAGCUCUGCUUCCCCGCCUGGGUGUCUCAAGAGUGCCAGCACCUCAUC